This is a messenger RNA of Staurois parvus, 265 nucleotides long. The record is from the annotation of a GenBank genome assembly. NCBI's taxonomy places the organism in Eukaryota, Metazoa, Chordata, Amphibia, Anura, Ranidae.
UCAUUGGUGUCAGUGGGGGGGGGGGGUGGAGGAAUAGUGCCCCAUCGUUGGUGUCAGUGGGGGGGAGGAAAAGUGCCCCAUCGUUGGUGUCAGUGGGGGGGAGGAAUAGUAUCUUAUGAUUGGUGUCAGUGGGGGGUGGAAUAGUGCUCCAUGAUUGUGGGGGGGGGGAGGAAUAGUGCCCCAUCAUUGGUGUCAGUGGGGGGGGGGAAAGUGCCCCAUCGUUGGUGUCAGUGGGAGGAAUAAUGCCUCAUCAUUGGUAUCAGUG